Malurus melanocephalus (red-backed fairy wren) is the source of this 1806-nucleotide messenger RNA. It is a transcript of the gene HSD11B1L, whose product is annotated as hydroxysteroid 11-beta dehydrogenase 1 like. Gene Ontology annotation, molecular function: oxidoreductase activity. The record is from RefSeq and is a predicted model, not a curated record. Lineage: Eukaryota; Metazoa; Chordata; Aves; Passeriformes; Maluridae. Gene Ontology annotation, cellular component: intracellular membrane-bounded organelle. The coding region runs from base 579 to 1445 and encodes 288 amino acids. The transcript has 8 exons.
UGCUUUCCCUCUAAAAAAAAACAGCUAAAGCCAUUGUACAAACCAACAAACCAAAACCUGACAGAUAGCAGUACUGCAGUAGACAGAUCCAAUUUUUGUAUUCACAAGCAUUUUGGGGCAAAGGGAUUCCGCUGCUAAAAUGCACUGUUGGCUCUCAAGGAUACCCUCGGGCACUUUCCCGCAUCGGGCGUGUACGUCUUGAUCCGACCUCCGCGCCAUCCCGGGCUUAUGUUAUGUGCCCAUGCUUGUCCCCACACAGUCCCAGAGCCCUGCCCGGUGUGCAGUCACACACGGGGAGCUGCCGGGAACGGGAGCGGCCGAGCCCAAGGCAGCGGAGCGAGGCUCGCGGCGUGUGGAGACAGGCUCUUAGUGCAGAGGGCUGUCGCAAUUGCCGGUGAAAGAUCCUUUCUAUUUUUUACUGAGGUGGCCGUGGUUCCCAGGGGAGACACCUCUCAGGUGUGGUCCCGUUCUACAAAAGCCUCUUGAAGGCUGGCUCCAGGCAUCACAAGGAAAAACACUGUUUUGGCUGAAGUGCUCGGCUUCAAGACUUCACUUUGUUCCUYACAACUUGGAGGGAUAUGAAGCCAAUUGGAAAAGUGCUUUGUGCUACAGGGGUUGUGGCUGGGCUCCUAGCUUUCUUCUGGAAAGACGAUUUUAACCCAGAGAGCUUGUCUGGUGCCCGUGUUCUCGUGACUGGAGCCAGUGCUGGCAUUGGAGAGCAGAUAGCAUAUCACUAUGCCAGAUUUGGUGCUGAAAUUGUGCUGACUGCCAGRAGGGAAGCUGUGCUGCAGAAGGUGAUGGAGAAAUGCCUGGCACUUGGAGCAAAGAAAAUAUCUUAUAUCCCUGCAGAUAUGUCUUCCCCUUCAGUAYCUGAAAAGGUGGUUCAGUUUGCUGUCCAAAAGCUGGGGGGCCUGGAUUACCUGGUGUUGAAUCACAUUGGCACGAACCGUUUCCAGAUGUGGACUGGAGAUGUGGAAUACACCGGCUGGCUCAUGCAGGUGAAUUUUCUGAGUUAUGUGGCACUUGCAACAGCAGCUCUUCCCACCCUGGAGGAGAACAGAGGCUCUCUGGUGGUUGUUUCUUCCCUUGCAGGGAGAAUGCCCACUCCCUUCACCACUUCUUACUCUGCCACCAAGUUUGCACUGGAUGGAUUCUUCAGCUCACUGCGCCACGAGCUCAUCAUGCAGAAGAGAAAUGUGUCAGUCACACUGUGCAUCCUGGGCCUGAUUGACACUGAUUCAGCACUGGAGAACAUCAGRGGUAAAGUGCACCUCAGUGCCUCACCUGCUCCCAAGGCUGCACUUGCCAUCAUCCGGGGAGGAGCCACCCGGGUGCCUGAGGUUUUCUACCCACGGUGGCUGCAGCAGCUCUGCUGCUUCCGGGCUUUGUUCCCCAGCACUGGGAACCAGGUGCUGCGUACUUUCUAUAACUACACCAGUCCUUAAGGGAUGCUGGUCCCCUCUCCCAUCCCAUAUCCCUUCUAAUCACAUUCCUGCCAUCCCAACCAGCCACUGGUGUCAAGCAGGAGCAGGGCAGCAGUGCUGGCAAAGUAACCUUUUCUUAACAUGACUCUUGGCUCUGAUCCUGCUCCAGCCAUGGUUCUGCUGYUGCCACCCAUCAGUCAGAGAUCUUUCCCACUGUUCACUCUGUCUUAGCCUUCCUUCCAUCCCCCCUCCCCUCCUUCUCCACCCUCACCUAUUUGCUUUUACUGCAUCCAGCCUUCUCUCAGCCCCAGUUUUAUGCUCUGUCUGUCUGUACAGGAUGUCCUGGAAUAUCUGUAUAUUCCCGGGACGUCCUCCUCUACUA